AUGGCUAAUCUGGGAUCCUUCGGGACCCCCGUUCAACAGACUAACGACGCUGACAACCACUCGCACAAUGUCGGCCCAGACCGCGCGGAUCUGAACGGUAGUCCCGCCGUCGAUGACUUAGAAAAUAAGCACAUCACCGGUGUUGAAGAUCAGCUCAUUUCAGCAGAUGUUAGUGUUAGUGGAGGGUCGGAUACGGAAGCAUCGCGGGCUGCCCGAGAUGGAGAGAAGGGUCACGGAAGGACGUCAUCAUCCGUCAAGAAACCUGCGACGUUCAAGGCUGUGUCGGUCAACAAAAAGUUUCUAGCCUCCAAAGGCCCCGUGAGUACCUCGACGACCAAACCCGGCGAGAAGACGAACUCGACGUCGAUCCUAAGCUCUUCACCGUCGGGAAACUCGACUCUGUCGUCGCGACCGAGACUUGUCGCAAAGUCGGGGACUGGCACGGGCUCCACUCCGCGCGUGAACUCGGCUGCCAAUGGCGCCCAGCCCGCCUCGGGCCCUGAUCCCAACGCAGUGUGGAACAAGAACCGACCUGUUCCUGUUCCGGAACCCAAGAAGCUGACAGACGAGGAACUUAAGAAGUAUGGCAUUCAUAUGGCAAGCCGGCUUGCUCCGGAAAGCGGUCAGGCACAAGGCAACUGGGCGGACAUAGAGGAUGACGACGAUGAUUGGGCUCCUGAGACUAUUACUUGGACAGAUGGUACCAAGACUACGCUCCCGCACCCCGACGAAACGCCUGCACCGCCGCCCGAGCCGAUCCCAGCGCCGCCGAAAGAGAAAGCAAUAGAGAAGCCAAAGUCACCCGCACCACCGCCUCGCACCACCGCCUCGCCCUCCAUCAAGUCUGGAGGUCUUGCUUCUGGCAAGGGGUUGAUUCUCAAGGCUGGGUCUGCCGACAAGCCAACACUCGUCGCAAAGCCGCCUGCGCCUCCGACGCCAGUAAAAUCACCAUGGGCUCCUCUUCCACCUAUCGAAAAGGCUCCACCAGUCGUCGCAGAGCCACCUGCGCCUCAAGCCGGCACGAGAUAUUCUGCAAGAGACCACAUCGCCAAGAGCAAAACCCCGCCGCCUCACCAUGCUAAAGAGAUCGCCGCCGAUGACUUCAGUCGAUCGGCUUGGAGGGAAGGGCCCGCCGCGGGUGGAAACAGGGAGCUCUUCAACUCUCAGUCUGGACGUUACGAGCCGGCACCUGAUCGAAGGGGCUCGAUGCGGUCCGACGCUCACCCUAGACAGCCUGCCUUGUUGCAGCGCCCAUCCCAGUCUGAUCACCCGGAGCCGUCCGCUGCUUUUCAGACUAGUAGAAACUCGGUACCCGAUGGUCCUUACGGCAGACGUCGCGGAUCUUCUGUUGCUAGCGUUGGUAGCGGAUCCUAUCUGCAACGACCGGGCAAGGGCCACGAGUUGCCGAUGCCUCCCCAGGACUUGCUGAACGCACGUAGAGGGUCCAUGGCCGGGUCGGUCGAUAGCCCAGUCUCCCCACGAAACUUCUCCCCCUCAGGCUUGCAACAGGGUCCUCGGAUGCACGGGAACCAGCAGUGGCAGCCUCGGCCAUCGCCAGGAACUACCCAUGCUAGCUUGCACUCCGCUGGCUCCCAGCCGGAUGUCAGACCAGUACAGCCACCCCCGAUGGCCCGCUUAGAGGAGGACCUUGAACUACAGAAGAAGAUUAUGCGCGAGAAGCGUGAGUUGGCGAUGCAGAGAAGACGCGAAGAAGAGGCCCGCGAGGAGGCCGCAAGGAAAGAGCGCAUCAAGGCCAAGUUGGAAGCUAUGGGACCACCUCCGGAACGCAAGAGUGCUAAGAAGGAAUCAUCACCCGAGGAUUUCAGCAGGGUUGCUCAAGCACAGUCGCAAUCUCAACAACGGGACGGCUCUGCUGGCGCCGAUUCGGGCUCUCAGCCACCAGCAGCGAGCCCUGAUUCAUCUACCGCGCCAGUGACUACUUCUCACGCGAGUGACAAACCGUUCAGCGACAGGCCCAGCACUGCUGGUGGAGAUCAUGGAAGAAGACCUGGCGGUCAAGAAGCUAAACAAUCUAGCUCUUGGGUGGCACCUUCACCUCAGCAGGAACGUCUUCCCACCUGGGGUACUUCUGCUCCUCAAGCUCCUCGCAACGUUUGGGGGUCGCCCAACAACGAUCGCGGACUCGGCAACGGGACUUUCAGCACUGACCUGGCUCAGCUGCCUGGUCAGCUUCCUCAGGCUCAGGGCAAGAAGGGACCUGCGCCCAUCGCACCACCCAGCGUGCAACGAGCCCCGCCUCAAAUUCCGGCGGCCACCCAGCCUCGCCCUGCACCUGGAGGCCCACGUGAAGUCAGCGACAUGAGAAACAGAUGGGCCAACUCGGUGUUGGAAGGGGAUAAGAUAGUUCUGGACGAGAAGAGAACACAGCGUCUCGAGCGCGACCGAACUCUUGCCGAGCGUGGGCUCACUAUUGAGCAAGCUCAGGCCUCUAUCAAAGACACAUGGCGGCCCUCUGGAGACGGCAGACGCGAUCCCGCACAAGUCAUUCACCAUGACGUCUCCGGUCGUGGCAUUGACCACCCCUCAGCACCCACUGGCUCAUCAGCAGGUUCGAUACUGCCUCCCACCGGUCCGUCAGCAGCAACCCAGUCUCGCACCUCUUCCAGGUUCUUCCCCCCAAGGACAGCAGACAUGAUUCUUCAGGUUCCCAUACGGAGCCAUCGAGGCCCAACUCACCUUCACCACCGCCUCCGGAUAUGCUAG
This is a messenger RNA of Colletotrichum spaethianum, 2724 nucleotides long. RefSeq lists its product as uncharacterized. The coding region runs from base 1 to 2724 and encodes 907 amino acids. The record is from RefSeq and is a predicted model, not a curated record. Lineage: Eukaryota; Fungi; Ascomycota; Sordariomycetes; Glomerellales; Glomerellaceae. The transcript has 2 exons.